Molecule: messenger RNA, 2927 nt
Organism: Lethenteron reissneri (Far Eastern brook lamprey)
Lineage: Eukaryota; Metazoa; Chordata; Hyperoartia; Petromyzontiformes; Petromyzontidae
Product: solute carrier organic anion transporter family member 5A1-like
Biological process (GO): transmembrane transport; sodium-independent organic anion transport
Cellular component (GO): basolateral plasma membrane
Molecular function (GO): protein binding
Source: RefSeq, a predicted model, not a curated record
AUGCAGCGGUGUUCCCCGUCGGAGCCCCUCCGCUUCCUCUUCUGGCUCGGCUGCCUAACCUUCAUCCAGGCGCUCAUGGUGAGCGGCUACCUGAGCAGCGUCCUCACCACGGUGGAGAGGCGCUUCAGCCUGCGCAGCUCCGAGUCCGGUCUCCUCGUCAGCUGCUUCGACCUGGGCAGCCUCGCCGUGGUGGUCUUCGUGAGCUACCGCGGCGGCAGAGGCAGGAGGCCGCGUUGGCUCGGCGCCGGCGGGCUGCUGGUGGCCCUGGGGGCCCUGGUGUUCGCCCUGCCACACUUCGUGACUCCGCGCCACCACGGGGCCGGGCGGCCACGCGCCUCCACCCUCACCGCGGGGCCGCUUAGGCCGGCCGAGUCUGGACCGACAACGGCUGUGCUGGAUGGGCCCGACUGCGAGGAGGAUGAGGCAGGGGCCGAGGAAGAAGACGGAGGCAGUCAGCAGAGGGGAUUGCCGCUGGCCCUGUUCGUGGUGGCACAGCUGCUGGUCGGUAUUGGCUCCACGCCGAUCUACACACUGGGCGCCACCUAUCUGGACGACAACGUGGAGCCCAGCAGCUCGGCCUUGUACCUGGCCACCCUGUACGUGGCGGGCGCGCUGGGUCCAGCCGCCGGCUACCUGCUGGGAGGACUGCUCCUCGGCACGUACACCCACCCGGGGGAGUCGUCUCCUGUGCCGCCGGGGGACCCGACGUUCAUCGGAAACUGGUGGGGCGGCUUCGUCCUGUGCGCCGUGGCUCUCCUCGGAGUGGCGUUGCCUCUCUUCACCUUCCCCAAGAAGAUGCUAGGACGACGGAAGCCGUCCGUCCACGUGACCGCCGCUGUCACGGAGCAGAAGGACGCUGCUGCUGCUGCUGCUUCUGCUGCUGCUGCUGCGGUGGUCGAAGAAGAAGAAUCCUCGCUUCAGCCGAGGGGGGACAAAAGUGUCCCCGUCACAACGGCCAUCACCUUCGGCAGGGAUAUCAGAGAGCUGCCCCGAGCCGCGUGGAGGAUCCUGCGACGGCCCACGUUCCUGCUCGUCAGCCUGGCCUACACGGCCGAGUGCGCCAUCGUCACCGCCUUCGUCACCUUCACCCCCAAGUUCUUGGAGGCGCAGUUCGGCGUGCCGGCCUCGCGCGCCAGCGUGUACACAGGCGCAGUGAUCGUGCCGGGCGCCGGCGCGGGGCUGCUGCUGGGCGGCUUCGCCAUCAAGCGGCUGGGGCUGGGGGUGCGCGGAGCGGCGCGGCUCGCCGUGGCGUGCAGCGCGCUCUCCCUCCUCUCCUUCCUCCUCCUCUUCUCCUCCUCCUCCUCCUCCUCGUCGUCGUCCGUCGCCUGCGACGAGGAGGACGCGACCGCCGGAGUUGUCGACGCUCGGGGCUACCCCAGCAGCUCGUGGAGGCGGUGCGGCGCGGCGCGCGGCGAGUGCGAGCCGCACGAGUACGCGCCCGUGUGCGGCUCCGACGGGGUCACCUACCUCAGCCCCUGCCUGGCUGGGUGCACUGCAGACAUCACCCGCGGCGGUGGUGGUGGCGGCUCGGCAGAGGAGCUGGAUUUCACUUCUUGCCUGUGCGUGACGGCGGUUCGCCGCGACGACACCUCGUCCGAAGAGGCGCGAGCCGGGAGGAGGGGGCGACCGACGGAGGAGGACCGCACGAGCUCCGACGAUGAAGGCGACGAUGCCGAGCCCGCUGGUUACGUCACACCGGGCAGAUGCCCCGGCAAAUGCCGGACCCUGGCACCGUUCUUGGCGUUCCUCUUCUUCGUCACCCUCGUCACGGCCGGCGCCCAACCGGCCGUCGUCGUCGUCACGCUCAGGUCGGUCGAUGAACCAGAGAGACCCUUUGCCCUCGGCAUGCAGUUCGUUCUCCUACGGGCGCUGGCCUACAUCCCGAUGCCCGUCUACUUUGGCGCCGUGAUCGACACGACGUGCGUACUCUGGGGUGGCCGCGACGGCGGAGGAGGCGGCGGAGGAGGAGGAGGGGGCGGGCGGCUCGCCGGCUCGUGCUGGCGGUACGACACCGGGUCGCUGGCGCGCGCCGUCUUCAGCCUGGCGGCAGCCCUCAAGCUCCUGGGAUUCGUCUUCAUCGCGCUCGCCUGCUACUCGGCGAGGGGGGCCGGGAAAAUUCCCGCGGAGGGCAAGGGCCGACGGCGGCGCCGUGACGCCGCUGCGAGCGAACGCGUCGGCCCAGCGUAGUGUGAACAACGACAACGACGACAACAACGACGACAACAAAAAACUGCGCGUCGAAAUCGAGGCUCCGCGAGUUUGCGUGGGCCGAAAAAUCGCCGGGCGGAUGGCAACAAAGGGCGCUGUUGGAGUUGGGAGUUGACACGUUUCGCGAAUUCGAGCGAGAUUGUUGUGAGAAUUUGGGCAGGGGGGGGGUCGACGGUUGAAGUGAUUUCGUAAAAUUUAGCGGUGCGGGACGAGAAGUGUGCAGAGAAUGGCUGCAGUGUGGUGAGUGAGUGCAUGGGUGGGUUGGUGGGUGAGAGUGUUGUGACAUUGCAGUGUGGUGAGUGAGUACGUGGGUCAGUGGGUUGGUGGGUGGCUCUUGUGAGUGAGUGAGAGUGUUUUUGUGACCUUCGCUGUGGUGAGUGAGUGGGUUGAUGGUUGAGUGGGUUGGUGGGUUGGUGAGUGAGAGUGUUGUUGUGACCUGCAGUGUGGUGAGUGAGUGGGUGAGUGGGUUGGUGGGUGAGAGUGUUGUGACCUGCGCUGUAAUGAGUGAGUGAGUGGGUGAGUGGGUUGGUGAGUGAGAGUGCGGUUCUGACCUGUGGUGGUUGAACGCAGUGUGGAUCAAGGCCGUAAUUAUAAUAUAUAUUGGGACACACACAUCCCCCACAAUAUUUAAAUAUGCUCAAAAUGUCCCCCACACUAUAUUGCUAUAAAAAAAUAAUUGCUAUGCUAUGUAAAUAAAAACAACAAUUUGCUAAACCUUG